Molecule: messenger RNA, 932 nt
Organism: Drosophila pseudoobscura
Lineage: Eukaryota; Metazoa; Arthropoda; Insecta; Diptera; Drosophilidae
Exons: 4
Coding region: 392-931 (179 amino acids)
Source: RefSeq, a predicted model, not a curated record
GGAACCUGAAAUUACCAAAUUCGCAGCAUUGUAAAAGCAACAUUUAAUGCUUACUGGUGUUGCUCAACAUGCUAAUAGCAACAUUUUUUUCCGUUUUAAAUUGAAACAAAUUUGCGCUCACAAAAAUCCUGAGGAUAGUUGAGAAAUCAAAUUUGCAAGUAUACUGUAUUGCCAAAAUGCCUCAAAAGUCGAUUAAAUCUAGGAAAAAUAAUUGCGCAAUCCAUUGGCGUCAUUAAUUUAUACAAUACAAUACAAUAGGUGAAGCAUAAAGAUAUAUAUUUUUUUUAAUAAAUUAGAGUGAAGAUGAAUCGAUUAAAUGGGAUUGUAAGCGAGAGUUUAACUGGAAUUCGUUGGGACACCGUAGUUCCAUUUGGGUUUUCGAAGUUUAAAGAUGUCCCACAAUAUAAAAGUUUUCGUUCUAAUCAUUGUUGUAUCAUAUGUGGUCAUCGAGGUCACUUCGAAGGUCGACUUUACCAACAUUGUAUGUACUUCGUAUGAUAAAGAAUUUUCUGACUUUGAGUACUGCUACCUGAAAUCGGUGAAUCGGACCUACAAAUAUUUAUCUUUUAAAUGUAACCUGUACCAGAAGCCAGUAAGGAAAGUAAAUGUAAAUUUAGCACUGCACAAACGAUUCAAUGGCUAUAGGCCAUUCAUGUACAAUAUCACUGUGGAUGCCUGUAAAUUCCUUAAGGAUCCUCAAAAAAAUCCAAUCUUAAAUUUUUUUUAUUCUUGGAACGCUCCGUUUCUUAAUGUAAACCAUACGUGCCCCUUCAAUCAUGCUAUUAUCUUGGAAAAGUUAAACACUGAAUCUGUAAAUCACCAAUUUUCUGUAGUGCUACCAUUUCCGGAUGGUGAUUAUAUGGUAGAAGUAAACUGGAUUGCCUACGACAUCAAUCGGGCUGUGACCAAAUUUUAUUUCACUCUCUCUUGAG